This is a messenger RNA of Galeopterus variegatus (Sunda flying lemur), 1125 nucleotides long. It is a transcript of the gene LACTBL1, whose product is annotated as lactamase, beta-like 1. The coding region runs from base 1 to 1125 and encodes 374 amino acids. The transcript has 8 exons. Lineage: Eukaryota; Metazoa; Chordata; Mammalia; Dermoptera; Cynocephalidae. The record is from RefSeq and is a predicted model, not a curated record.
AUGGGUGAGGAGAGUUGGGGAGGCUUCCUGGAGGAGGUGGCAUUUCAGCUGGUCUUAAGAUAUUUCACCAAGUACAUGGGGGCAGGCGGUGAGGACCUGGCUGCCCGGCUGCCCAGCUUGCUGAAAGUGAGAAAGAAGUGGGUCUAUGCGACCUUUUGCAGCCUCUUCUUCCUGCUCUCAGUGGUCAUGACUGGCUGCUUCCUGUGGCAGUAUCACCUCCCCAAGCUGAAGACCGGUUCCUUGGGACCAGAGGUGAUCUCUACUCCCAUGAAGAUGUGUCCCAGGUACCCUGAGCCUGUGCCCCUGGCCCACCCCCUCCCUGUACUGAAGGAGGCCCUGGAAAAGGUAGACAGGGGCCUGCGCCAGGCAAUGUCUGCCCCAGGCCUGGCUGCCAUGUCUGCAGUUGUCAUCCACAAUGACACUGUGCUCUGGACUGGGAACUUCGGGAAGAAGAAUGGUUCAGACCCAGCUUCUGGGACCCCCAAUGAGUACACCAUGUACAGGAUCUCCAGCAUCUCCAAGAUCUUUCCAGUCCUCAUGCUGUACCGCCUGUGGGAGGAGGGCACUGUAGCUUCCCUAGACGACCCUCUGGAGAGGUAUGCCAGCACCUUCAGCAUUAACAACCCACUGGGCAUGGCAUCGGCCCCCGAACAACGGGGCCUGAUGGAUGGGCUGUUGGAGGAGCGCCCAGCCCCAAGGCCUUCACCUGUCACCCUCCGAAGGAUGGCCAGCCAGCUGUCAGGGCUGCCCAGAAGGCUGCGUUCCACCUCGCUGCUGUGGAGGGGUAGCACCCAGGAGGCCCUGAGCCUACUCAAGGAUGACGUGUUGGUGGCAGACCCAGGAACCAGGUGCCAUUACAGCACGCUGGCCUUCUCGCUCCUGGCCCAUGUCCUGGCAGCCCACACCGCCCAUGGUGACUACCAACGCUGGAUCUCGGAGAACGUGCUGGAUCCUCUGGGGAUGGCGGACACUGGCUUCGACCUCACGCCCCUCGUGCGCGCCCGCAUGGCAGCUGGCUUCUACGNUCGCUCGAGCCACGGGCUGUCCCCCGGCUUCGACGUGCCUGGCCUCAACACGUACCGGGUCCUGCGGCUGCAGCGCAAGCCUGUAUUCCAGACCCAGUGA